Messenger RNA from Glycine soja, 1568 nucleotides. Its product is annotated as transcription factor MYB26-like. NCBI's taxonomy places the organism in Eukaryota, Viridiplantae, Streptophyta, Magnoliopsida, Fabales, Fabaceae. The record is from RefSeq and is a predicted model, not a curated record. Bases 357 to 1418 code for a protein of 353 amino acids. The transcript has 3 exons.
CUAUCUACAAACCCUAACUGGGCCACAAUGGUACAGCUCCCCACAUUAAAUUCACUACCUCAGUGUACUCACACCUUCACCAUAUCAUCCAUUUUCUGUUCAGUCCUCCCUCACUCUCAGCAUUCUUUUCACAUUUUCAUAUAACCUCUUGUAACCUAGGGCUAAAGCUACACCCUACAACUUCCCUUCUAUGUGCUCUCUCCUAAGUCCUAAGCCUUAUAUAAUUCACCUUUUAUAAUUUUAUUCAAAUUCAAAUAUAAUACCAAAACUGAUCUUUGUUUGGCCAUUGGCUCUCUAUGUACUAGUGGUUUGAAACAUUUGAGACUCUAGAGUAAGAUAGAGAAGAAACUGGAGACAUGGGGCAUCACUCUUGCUGCAACAAGCAGAAGGUCAAAAGAGGGCUAUGGUCACCUGAAGAAGAUGAAAAGCUCAUAAACUAUAUCACAACUUAUGGACAUGGUUGCUGGAGCUCAGUCCCAAAACUUGCAGGCCUGCAGAGGUGUGGAAAGAGUUGCAGAUUAAGAUGGAUAAACUAUCUAAGACCUGAUUUGAAACGGGGAAGCUUCUCUCCUCAAGAAGCAGCACUCAUUAUAGAACUUCAUAGUAUUCUAGGAAACAGGUGGGCUCAGAUAGCCAAGCACCUACCUGGAAGAACAGAUAAUGAGGUGAAGAACUUUUGGAAUUCAAACAUAAAGAAGAAACUGCUUUCUCAUGAUGUUGUUCCUUCUUUAGCCACAUUUUCUGAUAUUCACGGUCCUCCCAAUAGUUCCAUGGAAAGUUUCUUCCCUUUAACUGACAACCCUAUCCUUAACUCCCAUCAUCACUUAGACCAGCUAUUCCUUCCCAUCAUCCCAUCCCCAAUCCUACAAGCCUUUGAUCAUCAUCACCAUAAUAAUGAUAUCAAACAUAUUGACAUUAACAAUUUUAAUAAUAAUAAUGCCAAUUUCCUACAUUUUCAGAAUCCAAUGCCAGAAACAGUGCCUCCAAUAUCCAACAAUAUUCCAUCUUUGUAUCAAGAAGAUACAUGGUCUUCAUUGGGGUGUGUACCUAUUCAUCUUAAUCCAAAUCAAGAAAAUCAAAUCAUGAUCACCAAAAGUGAUCAUACUACCCCACACUUGAUUGUUGACAAAUUCGUCAAUCCAAGUACAUGGCAGCAGCAGCACUCUGUGGAAGUGGAACCCCCCAUUGUACCAAAAGUGUGUGAGAGCAUUGAGGAUUAUGUCUGUAGCAUUCCAUAUUCUUCUUCUGCUAAUUCACAUGAGGAAGCUGUUGCGUGUUACACACCUGCAGUUAUUUGUCCACAAGAUCAAACUGCAGCACCGAAUCAAGUGGAGUACAUUGAUGCUCUCAUCAUGUCAUCGUUGCCAUCCACAACAACAUCGUCUUCAUCAGUAUCAUUCUUCCAAGCAAACAAAUAGUCACAAAACCUAUCAUUCCUUCAGGUUAAUUGGUUGUCAUCAUCAUGAGCAUUGGUUACUAUAUCAUAUAAUAGGUUAAUUUUAUGUAAAUAUAAUUGAGUAGUGGGAGAAUCUAUUUAUAUUUGUGAUGAGCACGAUUAAUUCCAUGCA